UAACACACAGUUAAUGUGUUAUCAAGUCUUCUUGAGUCUGCUAUUCUCAUCAACACAACACUGUCUGUUAUUCUUCCUUGUUCCAAACCAACAUUAUUCAUCAACCUUAGUUGAAUCAAUGGACAUGGUUAUUGUCUCCGAAGCCAUAUCCUACACCCUUCAAUGCGCCACCACCUUCCUAUCACCCCCAGCAACUCGUCUUUCCUCAGACGACAUUCAACAAUUUGAAGACAAUCUCAAAAGGAUACUCCACAUUGUUCAGAAGGCCAUGCACAGCAACAUCCAGGACCCCUCGGUUCUUUCCCUUUGGUUAAAAAAUGUCAAAGACGUGGUCAACGAUUUGAACGAUUUCAUGGAGGAUCAUCGUCACAACAAGGAGACCGCCGCCACCACGUUAUCUCUCAUCAAAGCCGGCCAAAACAUGGCGCACCGCCACAAAUUCAAGCACCAAAUCAAGGACGCCACCGAGGAGCUCAAACGCCUCUCAAACGAGGCAGAAAACUUGGUCAUCUCUGAAGAAGCUAGGCAGAAUGAGAGAAAGUUGACUCGUAAAAGUGAGGAAUUUGAGUAUGUUGAAGUGGUUGUUAGAGAAAAUCUGAAGAAGGAUAUUGUAGAUCAACUCAUGAAGAUCUUCGUGAACAGCAAUGUUGUUUCUGUUCCUGUGGUUACCAUUGUUGGGGUUGCGGGAAUAGGGAAGACUAAACUUGCUCGUCUCGUUUAUGGGAAUGAGGAAGUCAAAGCUCUCUUUGCGUCACGGAUAUGGAUAAACCUUGAAACAUUCAACGUGGAGUCCAUUGCUACACGUGUUAUGGAAACAACUAACAAGGGUAAGCGCUUUCUUCUUGUGCUUGAUGAUUUGAGAGUCGAGAACGGUGAGGGAUGUCUCCAGAAGCUGCAGGACAGGUUAGCGGAGGCUGGAGUUGGUGGGGCAGUGGUUGUAACUACACGUAGCAAUUUUGUUGCAAAGAAGAUUGCUAAAACUGGCACGGUUAAACUUAAACCCCAUGUUUUGCAAGAGCUUAACGAAGAAGAAUCGUGGUCUCUGUUUCAGAAAAUUCGUGGACCGGGUUCCGGAAAAAUAAACGAAGAUGUGGGACGGAGGGUAGUGAGGGAAUAUUGUGGAGGAAUCCCUAUGAAGAUAAUAGCCAUAGCAAGGUUGUUAGAAGAUCUUGAUUCUCCAGUUCCAGAAAUUGAGUUGAAGAAGAAAUUUCUGCGAGAGAUAAGGUUUACUUAUUACGACGAACUUUCCCCGCAACAAAAGCUAUGUUUUGCUUAUUGUUCGUUGUUUCCUCAAGAACACGAGAUAGACGCUGGGAGAUUGAUUCGUCUCUGGAUGGCAGAAGGAUUUCUCUGGCGGAACUUAUAUUCCGAUCCACAAGAAUUUGGGUUAGCGUGUUUCAACGACUUUGUUCCUUUUGUUUUCCAGGAAACGGGGAGUGACGAAUUUGGUGUUGUGAAGCGGUACAAGAUGAACCGUUUAAUGCAUGAACUGGCAAGAACUGUGGCCUGGGAUGAGAAUAUCAUAGUGGACUCGGGAGAGGUUGAAGUUCACGAGAGAGUGGUGCGAUCCUCGUUUCAUUUUGCGUUGGAUGUUCAGUGUGGAAUCCCAAAGGCUUUGUUCGAGAAUGCGAAGAAACUGAGGAGCAUUCUCUUGCUGGGGAAGACUAACAAAUCGAGGCUUCCACACGAAGUGAAGAUGACCAUAUCAACUUGUGAAAAGAUCUUGGAAACUUUCAAGUGUUUGCGAGUGCUGGAUUUCCAUGACUUGGGGAUCAAGAUGGUUCCGAGCUCUAUUGGGGAACUGAAGUACUUGAGGCUUCUCGACCUGUCCCAUAACAACAUUAAGAAGCUUCCCAGUUCAAUCACCAAGCUUUUCCACUUGCAAACAUUGAAACUUUCCCAAUGUCAUGUUCUCGAAGAACUGCCAAAAGACUUGGAGAAUCUGAGUUCCCUCAUCCAUCUUUACUUAGAGGGGUGCCUUGAUCUCACUCACAUGCCUCGCGGGAUAGGUAAGCUGAGUUUUCUGCAGACAUUGUCACUUUUUGUGGUUGGCAAGAACUACCAAGUGGGAGGUCUUAGGGAACUCACAGAUCUUGAUGGCCUCAGAGGACACUUGGAAAUUUUGCAUCUGGAGCAAUUGAAUUUUUCUGCACCAUUGGAAGCCAAAGACAAGUAUUUGAGAGAAAAAAAGCACCUUCGUUGUUUGACUUUAAGAUGGGAUCAUGAGGAGAAAGAGGAGGAAGAUGAGAAGAAAAGGAAUGUCAUUGCUGAAAAAGACAAGGAAUCACUGGAAUGUCUUGAUCCAAAUCCAAAUCUGGCAGUGUUAUCCGUAGUUGGGUAUUACGGUAAAACGUUUUCUAAUUGGCUUUCUUCGAUUAAAUGCCUUGUUAAGUUUAGCCUAAAUGAUUGUUACAAUUGCCAAUAUCUCCCAGCAUUGGAUCACCUCCAACACCUCAGGGUUCUCGAGCUAAGGAGAUUGGACUCCCUUAAAUACGUUUCAAAAAACAGUGACCAAGUUAGUGCUGACACUGAAGCCUCCUCUUCCUCCUCUAGUACACCAUUUUUUCCAUCGUUAAAGGAACUCACAAUCUCUGAUUGCCCGAAACUGCAAAGCUGGUGGGAAACAGCAAAGUGGGAACCCAACAGACCAUUCUUUACUCGCAUUUCUAAACUUGACGUACAAUGCUGCCCUGAGUUGCAUUGCAUGCCUUUGUACCCUUAUCUGGAUGAAGAAUUGGUGGUUGUGGAUUCAAGCGUAAAGUCAAUGAGGGAUACAGUGCAUGCUAGUAUUUCAGCGGACUUCCUUCCUUUUUCCAAAUUGAAGACCAUGCUAAUUGCCCGUAUUACACAAACUCCACCUGAGAGAUGGCUUAAAAACUUCAUUUCCCUUAAGACCCUUCAAAUUCGUGAUUGCUCUAAGUUACUGUAUCUACCACAAGGUUUCAAGUCUUUGAGCUCACUCGAGAGUCUUACCAUUGAGAGAUGUGCGGAACUUGAUCUUGACAGAUCAAAGACUGAAUGGGAGGGUCUGAAACGUCUACGUUUUCUGAUCAUAAAGGAAAUUCCGAAGCUCAAAUCCCUUCCAUGGGGUGUUGAGGAUGUUACCUCUUUGGAAGAGCUGGAGCUUCAUGAAUGCCCUGCCUUGCUUAAUCUACCCGAAACCAUAGCCAACCUCACUUCGCUUACAAAAAUAGUGAUUUGUAAAUGUGGAGAGUUGGAUUCGCUGCCAAAAGGAUUAGGAAAGAUCGAGUCUUUACAUACCUUGGCCAUUACGGACUGUCCUCUGUUAACACCAAGGUGUCAACCUGAAACAGGGGAUGAUUGGCCACAAAUUGGUCAUAUCAGAAAUAUCAUUCUGAAGCAAAGUUCUCAAGACUUGAGGGAUUUAUGGAGUCAUGGAAGAAUUGGUAAAGGAAGAUAUUUCUAAUGUUUAAAUGCGAAGAUUGGUUAACAAGAAGAUAUCCAUUCAUAACAGAUCUUGUAUAUGCUCACUCACAAAUCCUUCUUAUUCAACUUUGGCUCAAUUGAAUCCAUAUCACUGAAUUCUUCUUCUUUCCAAUUCUCUCUUUCUUUGUGUGAAAUGUCCACAUUUUUAUGGUUAACAUUUUUCAACUUAAUCUUAUCUGGUGCUUACACUGCA
Vigna radiata var. radiata (mung bean) is the source of this 3640-nucleotide messenger RNA. Its product is annotated as putative disease resistance protein RGA3. Bases 14 to 3427 code for a protein of 1137 amino acids. NCBI's taxonomy places the organism in Eukaryota, Viridiplantae, Streptophyta, Magnoliopsida, Fabales, Fabaceae. The transcript has a single exon. Gene Ontology annotation, molecular function: protein binding; ADP binding. The record is from RefSeq and is a predicted model, not a curated record. Gene Ontology annotation, biological process: defense response to other organism.